Messenger RNA from Nezara viridula (southern green stink bug), 3397 nucleotides. NCBI's taxonomy places the organism in Eukaryota, Metazoa, Arthropoda, Insecta, Hemiptera, Pentatomidae. The record is from the annotation of a GenBank genome assembly.
AUGCCAUGUUGCCGGUUAUCAUUUUGUAAUGCGAGUGCAAUGAAUCAACUCGUCGUCGGUCAGCAACAUCUGGGCAUGAAAAGACUAGGAGACUCUUCAAACUUUGCUUCUUCUUUGUCUGAAGAAGUAGUGCGGCCUCUAAAGCAACUUGUUGAAUCACAGCACAGGAUUAGAAAAUCUGUAGAAACAACGGUGGACAAAAGUGGGAAAAACCUCGCUGAAUGGAGAGCAGCAGAAACUAAGGCUAAAAAAAGUAGCUUUACCUGUGCAAGAGAAAAUGAGAAGUUGCGGGACUCAGUUAGUGAGCAAAGAACAAGGCUCAGUUCAAGUUCACUUCAUAUACCUACCAAAGUUACCCCUGAAAAGGAAACAGCUAAGAUGGAAACCAAAAGAAAAAAAGCCGAAGAAUGUGUAAAAAAGGCAGAUAUAGAAUAUUAUAGUGUCUGUCUACGUGCCGAACGGUCAAGAUUGGAAUGGGAAUCAGCGGUUCUUCGAGGGAGCCAUUCAGAACCAAUUAAUGGUUGUGAUCUCACGAGGGAUUUAGAGACUGUGAUUAGCCUUAAAUCUGCUACCGAACCUUCACAAGAACAAAUAUUACCAGAUUUUUACCCAGAACACACAACAUUAGCCAUGAACCGUGAAAGGAGAAAACAGGCUUUGAUUAAGCUGUUGGAUCUCAUAAGAUCGGAUUUAGAACGAGAAAGGCGGGGUAAAGCAGGUGUGGAAAAUCUUGCUGUUGCAUUAAAGAGAACACCUACCUUUGCUUCAGAAGAUUCUCAGCAAAACGUUCAGGAUAAACUACAUCAUAUGAGGUCAAUGCUGACAUAUCUUGAAGCAGCAAGGUACAAAGUAUUAUGCGUCCUUUCAGAACUCGAAGGAAGACCUCGACCCAGCCAUCCAUUAGCUGACCACAUUCAUGUUUCAAGAGAUAGGCAGGGUUAUCAACAAUCUGUGUUGAAGGUACCUCCAUGGAUUCACAGUGAAACUGAAAUAACUGAUUUGGUUGACCGUGGUACAGCUGAUGGAACCUCUGUCCAACCUGAUUCAGACUUUGGUGACAUUAUCAAUAUUCAUGACAAGCAACCUGAUGGUUGGUGGCUUGGUGAAUUGAAUGGAGUUGUAGGAAUUUUCCCUGCCACAUAUGUCGAAGAGAUAAAAUAAUAUGGCAACUAAAGACUGUAUUAUAAAUUAAAGAGAAAUACAUCCAUUUUUGGGUUUUUCCUCGUAUAGUUUAAAUAUUGUAAUUUAUUAACUGUAAAGUGUUUAUUGUUAUUAUAUGACAUCAUUUUAUAUACCUAUUGUACAGAUGUUUUUGUUAACACUGUUUUAUUAAAUUGAUUUUAAAAAAUUGACCGUGUUAUAUAUAGAAUAUUUUCCUACAGAUAACAGCAAUAGGAUUAACUUUAAAAAAAUACAUCUUGAAUUCAACCAUAUUCCCAUUUAUGUGACAUUGUUGGCACUUACGACUCCCGCUCGCCACUGGAAUACAUCACAAUGGGUCCUUCAGUUGAGGUCGGGAUCUUAAGAGACGAUUCAGUCACUUUCCUCUACUUUCAGAGACACUUUACCAAUCAGGAUUCCAUUUAUGGUGUGAUCAAGAAAUCUUGUCCUAGCUAUCAAAGUGAUACUUGUACAGUAGUACCCUUAUUUUUCAUCUUAUAAAAUUUACUAAAAUUGAUUUGCAAUGAGGUUUUCAUUGCCUACUAUCGCUAAAUCAAAAGUUGUAACACAUAUUGUAAGUGGAUUAUGUUGUGAUUUCACAGAGGGAAAAGUCAUCAAAUUAUUCACUAAUUUAAUUUUCUAAAAUGUUACUGGAUGAUUUUUCAAAAUUAACCAACGAUAAACAUCGAAUUAUUUAAAUAUAUUAUUAGAUCUAAAGUUAUUAAACUUCAGUGAAUGUAUUUAAGGUUAUAAACAAAUGUUUUACUCAUUCAUCAAAUAUUUUUAUAUUUCACUUCUUCCUUCACACCAUUACAAUAAAAUAGUUUUUUAACAAUGUCAUUGCCUUGAUUCGGUGGGUUAUAUAUAGUUAUUUUUAGAACUUAAAAAUAAUUUUGUUUAAAAAAGUUUACAUUUAGUUAUGAAAAUUCAUUUAAUCAUUAAAAACAUUUAGUUUCUGUUAAAUAAUAUUACAUUUUAUAAAAUAUUAUUUAUAAUUUUUAGGCAUCAACAUCUUUUACCUUCUGCAACUUUAUAUGUUGAAUAUUAUAUUUUUUAAAUCUUCAACUUGCCAACGAUGUAUUAUACUUAUAUAUUCUGACCAUUAUUUCCAGAAAUUCAUUUUCAACUUCAAAAAACGUUUACUCUUUUUUCUUCCUUUAGUCAAUCAUUUCAUAGUUUAUAUUUUGCUAUUUUUUAUUGAUAUUGACAAUGAGAUACUUUAAAUAAACCAAAUAAAAGCUACUUUAGAGGAAGAAAUUUCUAAUAUUAAGUAUUAAAGCUCUGUUAAGAGACAUCAAUGAGAAUAAGAUCUAGCUGAUACUAAUUACUAUUCAAUUAUACAUUGAUAUACUAAGUUUAAACAAAAUUGUUAGACCUGUUUUUUUUAGAAAAUUUUAAAAAUGUUUAAAAUCGAUGAUAUAAAGUGACAAUCAUUUGCAUACCUUAAAUACACAAUAUCAGCUUCAUACGUCUUUUCAUUUUCGAGUUAAUCUGUUCUCUCACACAAAGACCAUUUUCUAGAUGUAUAAUACAUUAAUUGGUAUAAAUUCCAAUCAACAAUGAUAUAAUAAUUGUGUAAUGUUGGUUAUUUAUAUUAAAAGAUAAGUAUAAUACAGAGGAAGGGUAUAAUGUUUAAUAAUGGAAAGAUUUAUAAGAAUAUAUAUAUAUAUAUAUUUUUAAGUAGUUGUUAUAUACUUUAAACAUUAUUCACAGUAAUUCAUCAAAUCCUUUAUUGCUGAAAUGGGAAUCCUAUCUGUUCUAAAAUAGUACGAUGAAUUAAUGACAUGUUUUCAGAAAUUUGCAGGUGUGGUUGUUGGCACAAGAAUUCUUGCCAAACUUCUUCUACUGAUCCCUUAUCGAUCUUACUGUUCAAGAAUGGAACUAUCUCCUUCCCAAAGUAUUCUUCGAGGUCAAUUCCAUCGUAUUCAGGCCUAGAAGCUUGGAAAUCUAUUUUCGCCAAUCUCUCGUAGGACAUUUCGUGGACAGUGACGAAGCAACUGCCAGUCUUUUGGCCGAUGUUAUGAACAGUAUAACGGAGAUGGACUGAAUUGUCUCUGAUCCUGUAGCUUGCUGACAUGCCUUGAUCGUUAAUCUUCAAGUAUUUGAAUGAUUGUUGGAAGAAACCUAAUCCGUAAUGGUAGUUAAAUGUAGAAUUUUCACCAGCGACCUCAAUGGUGCAGUUGCCUGUCCUCUUCAAGGAGUCGAGGCCAAGUACAUCAGAAUCAGAAAAUGAUAC